Molecule: messenger RNA, 1485 nt
Organism: Alternaria atra
Lineage: Eukaryota; Fungi; Ascomycota; Dothideomycetes; Pleosporales; Pleosporaceae
Exons: 4
Coding region: 1-1485 (494 amino acids)
Biological process (GO): peptidyl-proline hydroxylation to 4-hydroxy-L-proline
Cellular component (GO): endoplasmic reticulum
Molecular function (GO): procollagen-proline 4-dioxygenase activity; iron ion binding; L-ascorbic acid binding
Source: RefSeq, a predicted model, not a curated record
AUGGACCUCGGGCGCGUGUGCGUAGACAAGACGGACUACUUUACACCCAACGCCGUAAUUGCUUACACAUCUCUGACUGUGAAGAAGCAGUCCACAACGGGCAUUCCAAGUCCACCACAAGAUGCGAAUCCACUCGAACCAGCAAGCGUGCACUCAGUAAUCUCGUCUGAGGAGAUCGAGGUCGCUAUAGAGACACUGCAGACGCUAUCCGCACAUCCACUACUGAUUAAGUCAAAGGCAUGCAAAGAUCUUAGGACUGCCGUAUACGACUUCCGUCAAGCAUGUACGACCGGUCUGAACUCAGCUGAUGGCAGUAACCUUACUGCGCGCAUAUCAGGUGCGCUCACAGACGCAAAGUACACAGAAGCCCUCAUCUUGUUGGCAGAGAUGAAAAUUAGGAAAGACACUCCAACACUAGGUGCUCUUUGUCGCUGGGUGCGCACUCUGGACGUGGUUUCCGGGCUCUCGAUUCAUGUCCAGGUCCCUAGUCACGAAGUGGUUGGUAAGAAUGCGCAAAACGACGAGCUGAUUGGGGUAUUGGAUUCAAUAUUAAGAGUCACGGGUCCGACGGACACAACGGCCCACGGCACAGACAUCGCAUCGGGUAUCUCACUACAAGAUACCUGGGAUUUACGAGGCACCAGCAAGCCUACUCGUCAAAUACGGCGAAGCGUCGAGGAUAAGAGCAUCUUCACUUCAUGCUCUCCAGAUCUCAAAGACCGCUUUCGCAUCAUUGAGACCACACCUGGACUCCAGCGCAAACCACCGAAUCUUCAUCCCGCAAUCUUGUACGCUUCCCAAGAUGACGCUGUGCUGCUCGGCGAGGGACCCAAGACAGAGUGCUUCAAGCACCCAAUUGUGCCUAACCUGCGUCUGAUCAAGGAUGUGCUUUCUCCAGAGGAAUGCUCCUCUAUCAUUGCAGCUGGAGAGACUAUAGAGUUCAUUCCAGAUGCGCCGAUGCGACCUCAAGGUGAAGACACGAGUGUGCUAGCACACAACUUCUACUGGAUCGUCGACCAAGCGUUCCACGACAAGCUCUGGGACAGAGUGAAGGGCUUCGUGCCGGAAAGCGUGGCUGGCAAGAAAGUGCGAGGUAUCAACCGACGCUUCAGAGUGUACAGAUAUGUGCCUGGUGCGGAAUACCGUAUGCAUAUCGACGGCGCAUGGCCACCUUCAGGUAUCGAUCCUGUCACUGACGCCUACAAAUAUGAUGCGUCGCCAGCCAAUGCUCGCCAGUCAUCCCUCUACACCUUCCUCAUCUACUUGAACGACGAGUUCAAGGGUGGCGAAACCACUUUCUUCAUUCCAAGUGUGAAGGAAGGUGUCAUCAACGCCUAUCCGGUCAAGCCUAUCAUGGGUAGUGUGGCUGUAUUUCCACACGGCGAAGCUCAAGGCGCAAUCCUUCACGAGGGCACUGGGGUCGUCGAGGGUGCAAAGUAUGUGAUCAGGACGGAUGUUGAGUAUGAUGUCGACAGUACAGUCUAA